Messenger RNA from Nymphaea colorata (pocket water lily), 2990 nucleotides. Its product is annotated as beta-xylosidase/alpha-L-arabinofuranosidase 1-like. Bases 564 to 2879 code for a protein of 771 amino acids. NCBI's taxonomy places the organism in Eukaryota, Viridiplantae, Streptophyta, Magnoliopsida, Nymphaeales, Nymphaeaceae. The transcript is spliced from 7 exons. Gene Ontology annotation, cellular component: plant-type cell wall. Gene Ontology annotation, biological process: xylan catabolic process; arabinan catabolic process. The record is from RefSeq and is a predicted model, not a curated record. Gene Ontology annotation, molecular function: xylan 1,4-beta-xylosidase activity; alpha-L-arabinofuranosidase activity.
UCUGCGGCACGGCUUCCGAAACCUAACAGAACCAGUCUCAGUAACAGUAGCCGAGACCUCACGUGCAGUAAAGUGAGCCAAUCUCUAAGUCCCCUUUCUCAAAGUAUCUGUCGUCCCAGAAAUUGAGGCGAUCAUCCAACCAACGCUAGAGGCCAUAGCGCAUGUGAGCGCUUCCUUUUGCCACCAUUAAUGCCGAUCUCUGUACAUCUUUUCCUUCCUUUUCAUAUUGAUAGAAGUCCCUUUGGUUGUUGCCUCUGACAGACUGGUGCUUCUCAUCAUCCCCCACUCCCCAUCUUUAAAGUCUUCUCCGCCCUUUGUCCUCUGUUGUUCCGCCAAAAAAUGAAGAGAUUGGAGUUAUCGCCAUGGAGGUAUUUAUUGUGGAAUUCAAUUUUCCACGCUGGCUCAUCACGGGUGGUGGUACUGUCAUGAGCAUUGCCCCUCAUAUGCUACUGAAUCGGGAUCCUUUAUAACAGAGGGAAAGAGACGUUGGGAGAGGCUACCUUUUACAAGUGGAAUGGUGGCCAUUGGAGUGGAACCAUUGUUCUGAAAUUAGUGCAGAGAACAUGGGUUCUUGCUUCGGUGGUCUGGUUUCCAUAGUGGUAGUGCUGGUUCUUCUGGGAUUUGGUGGGAUUUCUUGUGUUUUGGGAGACAGUCCAGUGUUUGCUUGCGAUGCAGGGAAGAAUCGGGAUGUGGGUUCUUUUAGGUUCUGUGAUGCUUCGUUGGAUAUAGAGGAGAGGGUAAGGGAUUUUGUGGGGAGGCUGACAUUGGUGGAGAAGGUCGGAUUCUUGACGAGCAGGAGCAAGGCUGUUGACAGGCUUGGAGUUCCUAGCUACGAGUGGUGGUCUGAGGCCUUACAUGGUGUUUCCAAUGUCGGCCCUGGCACGCGUUUCUCUAGCCUUGUUCCUGGCGCUACCAGUUUUCCGAUGCCCAUUCUCUCUGCUGCAUCCUUUAACACCUCUCUGUGGAGGAAAAUGGGGAAGGUGGUUUCGACUGAAGCUCGUGCCAUGUACAAUGUUGGUUUAGCAGGACUAACGUUCUGGAGCCCAAAUAUUAACAUAUUUAGAGAUCCAAGAUGGGGAAGAGGACAAGAAACUUCUGGUGAAGACCCUUUUCUUACUAGUAAAUAUGCCAUCCAUUAUGUGAAAGGCUUGCAGCAGAUCGACAGCGGCCACCCGGAUCGGCUGAAAGUUGCUGCUUGCUGUAAGCACUAUACUGCAUACGAUGUAGAUAAUUGGAAAGGAGUUGAACGCUACACUUUCAACGCUCAGGUUACCAAACAGGAUUUGGAAGACACAUUUCAGCCCCCAUUUGAAAGCUGUGUGAUUGACGGCCAUGUUGCCAGCGUCAUGUGUUCUUACAAUCAAGUGAAUGGGGUUCCAACCUGUGCUGAUCCAAACCUUCUAGCGGGAACUGUGAGAGGCGAAUGGAAGCUUAACGGUUACAUUGUAUCCGAUUGCGAUUCGGUCCAGGUGCUAUAUAGUUCUCAGCACUACACCAAGACUCCAGAAGAAGCUGCAGCAAAAACACUAAUGGCAGGAUUGGAUCUCAACUGUGGACCAUUUCUUGGAGACCAUACUGAGGCAGCCGUCAAGUCCGGAAUUUUAAAUGAAUCGGCCGUCGACGGCGCCGUCACUAACAAUGUCAGGGUCCUGAUGAGGCUAGGAUUUUUCGAUGGAGAUCCGAGCAAGCAGCCAUACGGAAAUCUUGGUUCCGGAGAUGUCUGCACUGCUAAGAACCAGGAAUUAGCGGCAGAAGCUGCAAGGCAGGGCAUAGUUUUACUGAAAAACACAGAUGGGUCUUUACCGUUGUCCCCCGCCAAAAUCAAAACUUUGGCAGUGAUUGGACCAAACGCCAAUGCUACCAAAACCAUGAUUGGAAACUACGAAGGUAUCCCUUGCAAAUAUGUUUCUCCCCUUGAAGGCCUAUCUGCUUAUACUUCGAUCGUCUAUGAAGCUGGUUGCCUCACUGCAUUGUGUCCACCGAGCAGCUUUCAGUCAGGGUCUGCAGUAAAAGCAGCAUCAGCAGCAGAUGCCACAGUCUUGAUCAUGGGCGCGGAUCAAUCAGUUGAGGCCGAGACCCGUGACAGGAUCAACCUAACACUUCCCGGCCAGCAACAGCGGCUCAUCGUAGAAGUUGCAAAGGCAUCCAAGGGCCCAGUGGUUCUAGUCAUAAUGUCGGGCGGACCCUUCGAUAUUUCAUUCGCGAAAGCUUCUGACAAGAUCAGUAGCAUUCUUUGGGUUGGAUAUCCUGGUGAAAAGGGAGGGACUGCUAUUGCUGAUGUCAUUUUUGGGCGGUACAAUCCAUGUGGAAGGCUGCCGGUGACAUGGUACCCUCAAUCAUUCGCGGAUAACGUCCCCAUGACAAACAUGAACAUGAGGCCUGACCCUUCAACGGGCUACCCUGGUCGAACUUACAGAUUUUACACAGGCGAAGCAGUUUAUUCAUUUGGUGAUGGGUUGAGCUAUAGUCAGUACAACCAUGUUCUUGUUCGUGCACCCAAUUCUGUUUCUUUGGCGCUGGAAAGUGGACAUCCAUGCUUCUCUCAGGAAUGUGAAGCUGUGGACAUGGCAGAGAACGUUUGCCAAGAACUGGCCUUUGAUAUUCAUCUCAAGGUUCAGAACGUUGGGAGCAUGCAUGGAAGCCAUACUGUUUUCCUUUUCUUUACUCCACCUUCGCUGACAGGCAAAUCACCCAAGAAACAGCUUAUCGGAUUUGAGAAAGCUUACGUGAUUUCGAAGGGCGAGGAGCUGGUUCAGUUUCAAGUGAAUGUCUGUAAAGAUUUAGGCACUGUAAACGAGCUUGGCGAGCGAAAGUUGCUGCUGGGUUCACAUGUUCUUCAAGUAGGUAGCUUAAGUCAUUCUUUGAUUGUAAGAACAUGAAUUGCAUUGACAUGGACCUGGAGAUCAAAUCAAAGCUUGCUAACAAGCUUUAACAUUCAGUCUCCAUGGCGAAUAAGUACAAUUUCCAAAAUAAAAGGGAAGUUAAAAUCA